Candida albicans SC5314 is the source of this 1716-nucleotide messenger RNA. It is a transcript of the gene LEU42, whose product is annotated as Leu42p. Gene Ontology annotation, cellular component: mitochondrion. The coding region runs from base 1 to 1716 and encodes 571 amino acids. The transcript has a single exon. Gene Ontology annotation, molecular function: 2-isopropylmalate synthase activity. The record is from RefSeq and is a predicted model, not a curated record. Gene Ontology annotation, biological process: L-leucine biosynthetic process. Lineage: Eukaryota; Fungi; Ascomycota; Pichiomycetes; Serinales; Debaryomycetaceae.
AUGUUAAAAGAUCCCUCAGUGAAAUAUAAGAAGUUUCCAAAUGUCAAUUUGCCAAACCGUCAAUGGCCAUCAAGAAGCUUGGAUAAACCACCAAGAUGGUUAUCUACUGAUUUGAGAGAUGGUAACCAAUCAUUACCUGAUCCAAUGUCGAUCUCUGAAAAGAAAGAAUAUUUCAAGAAAUUGGUUGAUAUAGGAUUCAAAGAAAUCGAAGUUGCCUUCCCCUCAGCCUCUCAAAUUGAUUUCGAUUUCACUAGAUUUGCCGUUGAAACUGCCGCUGAAGAUGUUUCGAUUCAAGUUCUUUCUCCAUGUCGUCCCGAAUUGAUUGGUAGAACUGUUGAAUCUUUGAAAGGUGCUAAAAGAGCAACUGUCCACAUAUAUCUUGCCACUUCUGAUUGUUUUAGAAAUGUUGUGUUUGGACUUUCCAAAGAAGAAUCAAAGGCCUUAGCUGUGAAAUGUACCAAAUUGGUGAGACAAUUAACUAAAGAUGAUCUUUCAACUGCCGGUACAGAUUGGGAUUUUGAAUUUUCUCCAGAAACUUUUUCUGACACAGAUUUGGAUUAUGCUGUUGAAGUAUGUGAAGCAGUCAAAGAAGCCUGGGGGCCAACAGAAGAUAAACCAAUUAUAUUUAAUUUGCCAGCAACUGUUGAAAUGGCCACUCCUAACAUAUAUGCUGAUCAAAUUGAAUAUUUUGCCACUCAUAUUACUGACCGUGAAACAGUUUGUAUUUCAUUGCAUCCUCACAAUGAUAGAGGGUGUAGUGUUGCUGCUGCCGAAUUAGGUCAAUUAGCUGGUGCUGACAGAGUUGAAGGUUGUCUUUUCGGUAAUGGUGAAAGAACCGGUAAUGUUGAUUUAGUCACUUUAGCAUUGAACUUGUAUACCCAGGGGGUAUCACCAAAAUUGGACUUUUCUGAUUUGAAUUCGGUCAUUGAUAUAGUUGAAAAAUGCAACAAAAUUCCUGUUCAUGCUAGAGCUCCAUACGGAGGGUCUCUUGUUGUUUGUGCCUUUAGUGGAUCUCAUCAAGAUGCCAUCAAAAAGGGGUUCCUGGCUCACGAAAAGAAAAAAGAAAAAGCGGGAGGCAAAGAAGUUCAUUGGCAAUUACCUUAUUUACCAUUGGAUCCAGAAGAUAUUGGAAGAACAUACGAGGCUAUUAUUAGAGUGAAUUCUCAAUCUGGUAAAGGUGGUUCUGCUUGGGUGAUCUUGAGAAAUUUGGAAUUAGAUUUACCUCGUGGUUUACAAAUUGCCUUCUCUAAAGUGGUUCAAGCACGUGCUGAAGUUAAAGGUCAAGAAUUAACUAACGAAGAAUUAUGUGAGUUAUUCAAGCAAGAAUAUUUCAUUGAUUAUGAUGAUGAAGCCCCAGAACAAUACUUUAAAUUAGUAGAUUACUCGAUAUCGACACCAAGCAAAGGAAUCAAGGAAAUCCAAGCUGAUAUUGAAGUCGAUGGUAAAGUCAUUUCUAUCAAAGGUGAAGGUAAUGGUCAAUUAUCUGCCUUUAAUAAUGCCAUUGCUAAAUAUUUGAAUAUUGAUAUUGACGUGAAACAUUAUCACGAACAUUCCCUUGGUGAAGAUUCAAAGGCACGUGCCGCCACUUAUAUUGAAGUCUUGGUCGAUAAAAAAGUUGCAAGAUGGGGUGUGGGUAUUCAUACUGAUGUUUCUCAAGCUUCAUUCUUAUCUUUGAUAUCUAUUUUGAAUGGUUUGCAUAAAAAUAAAAACAUUUAA